UGUGUUACUGUUGACUUCUCGAAAUGUCCAGUAAGACCAUCGAUUCAUGAAGUGGAGUAAAUGUUGAAGAUUAACAUGAAGCUCAACGUAGCAGAAAUUAAUGCUAUUCAAUUCCACCAUCUACGUCAUGCGGUACUGAUUAUGUUCAAAAACAUUAGUCAAGCGGAAUCUUUUGCUUCGAAUAACUACUUGAAACCACUAAACUGGCAUGGACGUGAACUAAAAUGCCAGAGAAGACGGACCGAAUGACCCCCGAGUUGCGGCAGACAACGCACUUUAUGUUUGUUCCAAGGAAGAUGAUCUCAACAGGCAGCAGCAAGCUGCGUCAACUUGAUGGACAGUUGAACGUUAAUUUUAAUUUUCACGCGUUGUAAAAAUCUUAAAAGACCCACGGCUCAGUUAUGCUAACGCAUGGAGCUGUGUCAAAUAAACAAGAAUAAAAAUGAAUUUCAUUUUCUAUUCUCUCAAUGUUUACGUUUUGAAGUUAGGACAUAUUCAAAUGUUUCUCUUGAAUUAGAAAAAAUCGGACAAUUUGAAAUUUUGAUAUCCUACGAGAUUGGUCUUAUUGCCGUAAUACAAUCCAGAAUUAUGAGUUGUUUCGAGUUUUGGUACAGUGAUGACGAGAAUGAAGAUAGUGAUGAUGAUUCUUUGGAACGUUCAGUGGUGCGCUUAGAACGACGAAAAAUACGAGAUAAGAGUAAUCCUUUAGAUUUGCCUCACGACGCUUUUAUUAAGUAUUUCCGGAUUUCUAAGGAUCUGUUUAGCUACUUGCUAAAUAUUGUUGAAAGCAAAUUGGGUGGCACCGUUGGAUCUGCUUCGGUGUUACCAAUCACCAAGUUAUCAGCCGCAUUGCGGUUCUUUGCUGAAGGUAGCUACCAAAAAGGAGUGGGAAACGAUAUGUUCGUAGGGAUGGCACAACCCACGCUAUCAAGAUCGUUGUCUUCUAUAAUUGACAUAUUUGAAACCGAAAUUUGUCAUACCGCAAUAAAAUUUCCCACAGAUGAAGCAGAAAGAAAUGAAAUUAAAAUGGCAUUCUACGAAAAAACUGGAUUUCCGGGAGUAAUAGGGUGUGUCGACGGCACUCAUGUGAAAAUUGUUACGCCUAACUCGAACAUUCAACAUCUUUACUACAACAGAAAAGGCUUUCAUAGUUUGAAUGUUAUGCUGGUAUGUGAUCAUAAACUGAGAAUCCGCUACGUAGAUGCAAACCAUCCUGGUUCUAAUCAUGAUUCCUUCAUAUGGAACAGUAGUCCUCUGGAUACAAUGUUGCAUGAGAUGUACCAAAACGGCGAACAAAAUACCUGGCUGUUAGGCGACGCCGGAUAUCCGUUGAAGCCCUAUCUGAUCACCCCUUUUCGAUCUACUACAAGAACUCCAAGUUCGGAAAAUCAGACUAAAUUCAAUGAAAUACAUUCAAAAGCAAGAAUGACUAUCGAACGAGCAAUCGGAGUAUUGAAAAAUGUAUUUCGAUGUAGCUUAGGUGCUCGACAGUUACAUUACAAACCGGAAAAGGCUGCAAAGAUUGUAAAUGUGUGCUGUGCAUUACAUAAUUUGAGGCUUCGAUUUAAUGUGCCACUAGAUGGUGAAGAUUGGCAGCCCAUUGAGAAUGACGAACAUGUUGAUCCUGUAGUGGAAGAUGAAAGUCACAUGUCUGCCGAUGAUAUUAGAAGAACAAUUAUGAUGUCGAUUAUAUAAAAGUCAUUGCGUAUUCCGUCAAAUAA
Messenger RNA from Topomyia yanbarensis, 1721 nucleotides. Its product is annotated as putative nuclease HARBI1. NCBI's taxonomy places the organism in Eukaryota, Metazoa, Arthropoda, Insecta, Diptera, Culicidae. The transcript is spliced from 4 exons. The record is from RefSeq and is a predicted model, not a curated record. The coding region runs from base 412 to 1695 and encodes 427 amino acids.